AUAGAACCCGGGGAGCAAGAAGACGACUGGGAAGUCACCACGUGGUUCUCAACUUUACAGUAACACCAUCCUUAAAUAGUAGCCCUCUCCACACCUCUCUUUCUUCUCUUCACUUACGAGCUUAUUAGUCUUCUCGAGGGUUUUAUCUCGAGGGGCCUGUACAUUACACCUAAGGUGAAGCGUCUGUUUUUAAUGUUAAUUUGCUGCAUUUGUUUUAGUGAGUGGAACCCCAGAUGCAACUGCAGUAGCUUUUGGGUACACCUUCUCUGUUACUACUAUGGAUAAUUUCAGAGGUUUUGGGUUGGGCAAAGCAUUUAGGAAACAGAGGACUAAUCUGUAUCGCCGGCCGCAAAAUGAGUCCCAGAUGCUUCUGGAUUGUCCUGACAAUUCAUCAAUUUCAUCAACGCCGCAAUCUGAUAGUGUGAGCAGAGCAUCCAGUCAUGACAUUGUUGAUUAUGGUAAUAUUUCAGGAACAUCAUAUAGUAACCUCAGUGGCACUGAGACUGGCAUGAAUCAAGGUGUGGAAGAUGGAAACUCUGGAGACUUCUGUUACAGUGAUACUGAACAAAAGGAUGAUCAGAUAGAUAUGAACAGAUUUAGUGAAGGAUACGUCACAGCAUCUCAUAUAGAAGAUCCCCAAAUAAGCGGAACUGUGAUUUGCAAUAACCAUUCUGGACUGCAUGGAAUAGUAUCGGAUGGAGCUGGGAAUGACAAUAAAGUCAAGACAGUGAAACUCAAGGUUGGCGGUGUUACAAGAACAAUACACACUUCUGUUGCUGGAUCCUCUUCAACAAAGUCUUCCUCCUCUUCAGAUGCCCCCCAACCAUGGCAACCAAAGGAGAAUACUGGUGGACAUCAUCCCUCUUAUACUGGCAAGGCAAUUGGCUUACGAGGUAUCCCUUGGAAGGAUUUUGCUAAAACUGGUUUUAGCAUCAGGAGAGUGGAUUCCUUGCAGGAUCAGUUACCUGGGCAGAUUGCCCCUUUGAAACAAUUUAGAAAAUAUAAAGCAGCUCAUAAAAGCAAACCUGUGCUUAAAAGACAUUUAUCAGAUGAUGAAGAUGAUGAUGAUGAUGAGAUCCGUUACCUGGAGAAGCUCAAGUCUUCCAAGUACUCUGCUAUUUAUAGUGCUGGCUAUGAGGAUGUUGAUGAACCUGGAAGUAAAAAGGAACGGAAGAUAUCAAGGGUGUUGAGUCAAACUACCGAUGGUUAUGGUGCAGGUAUUAGUGAUUACAACUCGCUCAAAGCACGUAAAGGGAUGAAGAAAUCCAAAUCAGCUAGGGAAUCUCAGGAUACUGACUCUGAAGAAGGAGCGGUGCUUUCUGAUACUGGGUUAGAACCCAAGAAGAAGCAACAACGAAAGGAAUUCAUUGAUUUCUCAGUGGAUGGUGGGACAAAAUUGGCGGUCACUACUCGCCAACAGGCAAUUCAAACUGGAAAAGAUAUUUCUUCCAGCGCAGGCUUGAGUGCAAUUGGAUUCCCCCAUGGGCUUCCACCUCCACCACCUAAAAAACAAAAGGAGAAGCUAUCUGAAGUGGAACAGCAGUUGAAGAAAGCCGAGGCUGCACAAAGACGGAGAACGCAAGCUGAAAAGGCUGCUCGAGAGUCGGAGGCUGAAGCAAUAAGGAAAAUCCUUGGUCAAGAUUCUAAUAGGAAAAAGCGAGAAGAUAAACUUAAGAAGCGACAAGAGGAGUUAGCACAGGAGAGGAAUGCAACUGCUACUGCACUGUCAUCAAGUACUAUCAGAUGGGUCAUGGGUCCUUCUGGUAAUGUUGUGACGUUUCCUAAUGAGAUGGGACUCCCGAGCAUAUUUGAGCCUAAGGCUUUCAGCUAUCCUCCACCUCGCGAGAAAUGUGCUGGUCCAUCUUGUAUGAAUACGUAUAAAUACAGAGACUCCAAAUCAAAACUUCCUCUCUGCAGUCUCCAGUGCUACAGAGCAAUACGUGAAAAGAUUCAACCUCUGAGUGCUUGUUGAUUGUGCUGAGCUCCUCCGGACCUUAUACAGUUAUACUGAUAGAUUUUCUCUCACAUAAUCAUGGUAAAUUUCACAAACCACGUUAUCUCUCUUUUUGCAUACAUUUUACUCUCUUCUCCCACGAAACCACGAUUGAAUCACCAUCUCCUACGACGUUGUAAUACUCUCCGGAAACUGUCAACACCUAACAAUUCUUUUUCAUUCGCUUUACUCCCACACUAUCCCCUUUUCCCAGGCAAAACUCAGUUAGUUUUGUUCACUUCUAUGCCUAUAUAAUCGAAAUACACUCUGUAAGCAAGAGGGAGUUGAUCAUGGCUUCGUACCUGGGAGUUGCGAGGAGUGGUACAAAAGCUACGAUGGUAUUGAUGUGUCAAAAGCAAUGUACAGGAUGCGUGGGAAUAAUGAGAUUCAGGAUUUUUGCUCGACGGAGGAUUCGUCGGAAAUUAGGGUUUGUUGUUGAACAAAGACGACGGAUUUUGGAGCUGAGCAACUUGUUUUUCUGUUAAUAUAUUUCAAUGUAUUUUCAAUGUAUCACGCUGUAUUUUCAUGUAUUUCAUUGUAUUCA
Messenger RNA from Nicotiana tabacum (common tobacco), 2537 nucleotides. RefSeq lists its product as uncharacterized. Gene Ontology annotation, biological process: chromatin remodeling. Gene Ontology annotation, cellular component: Ino80 complex. NCBI's taxonomy places the organism in Eukaryota, Viridiplantae, Streptophyta, Magnoliopsida, Solanales, Solanaceae. The record is from RefSeq and is a predicted model, not a curated record.